Plenodomus lingam JN3 is the source of this 402-nucleotide messenger RNA. RefSeq lists its product as uncharacterized. NCBI's taxonomy places the organism in Eukaryota, Fungi, Ascomycota, Dothideomycetes, Pleosporales, Leptosphaeriaceae. The record is from RefSeq and is a predicted model, not a curated record.
AUGCACCCUUUGAGUGGAUAUUCGACACCGCGCCUGAGACCCGACCUGAGAGGACAUUCGCGUUACGGGAUCUGGACAGCGCCAUCUUUGGAUGAUGACCUUGGCUCUACGCUCUUUGGCCGCCAGAACAGACAGAUUCUUUUUUUCUGUCUGGGGUUCAUCUUUCCUCUGUCUUGGAUGCUCGCGUCGUGCUUGCCCCUACCCCCUGAUCCGACCGUGGCCCCCACUCCUAGUCAGGCUGAUAUGGACCAGCAUUUCAGCUACCAAUUCGGACCUGCAGACGACAAAGCCUUCCAGAAGGCAGUUUGGUGGCGCAAUCUGAAUCGCAUCAUGUCCGUCAUUGGCACGGUGCUUAUAGUGGUGAUAAUCGUUCUCGCAGUCCUUGUGGCAAGGAAAUCCUAG